This is a messenger RNA of Hirundo rustica (Barn swallow), 1205 nucleotides long. It is a transcript of the gene BSCL2, whose product is annotated as BSCL2 lipid droplet biogenesis associated, seipin. Gene Ontology annotation, cellular component: endoplasmic reticulum membrane. Lineage: Eukaryota; Metazoa; Chordata; Aves; Passeriformes; Hirundinidae. The record is from RefSeq and is a predicted model, not a curated record. Gene Ontology annotation, biological process: lipid storage; lipid droplet organization.
GCCAGGGCGUGGCGGGAAGCGGGAGUCGCCGGCAGUCGGGAGAUUUGCGGGUCGGAAUUCCGGGAUCCCAGCGCGGGUUUUGGCGGGGGUGGGACACGGAACUUUCGGAUCGAGCUCCUCCCCUCCCAUGGGGAUCCCCUCCCCUCCCGCCGCGCUCCAUGGCUCCGGGGCCGCUCCCGCCGCCGCCGCCGCCGCCGCUGCUCACCUGGGGGGCGCAGGUGGGGCGCGGGGCGCGGCGCGCGCUGCUGCGGGGCGCGCUGGGGCUGAGCCUGGCGCUGCUGCUGCUCUGGGCCUCGCUCUUCCUCUACGGCUCCUUCUACUGGGCUUACCUGCCCGCGGCUGCCGUGCUGCGGCCGCUGCACCUGGCCUUCAGGUCGGACUGUGACAGCCCCGGCCCUGAGCUCUGCUCCUUCCCCUCGGCCAACGUCUCCCUGCUGGGGGAGCACCGUGAGAAGGUGCUGCUCUAUGGGCAGCUCUACCGGAUCUCGCUGGAGCUGGAGCCGGAGUCUCCGGUGAACCGGGAGCUGGGAAUGUUCAUGGUGUCGCUGACGUGCUACGGCGCCGGGGGACGGCCGCUGGCCACGGCGGAGCGCGCGGCCAUGCUCCACUACCGCUCGCGCCUGCUGCGCGCGCUGCACACCGCCGCCUUCGCCGGCCUCUUCCUCAGCGGCUUCGCCGAGCAGAGCCAGACCCUGGAGCUGGAGCUGAUGGGGCGCUACCGGGAGGAUCCCUACACGCCGACCGUGGGCGCCUUCGUGGAGAUCCGCAGCCGGCGCCUGCAGCUCUACGGGGCGCGGCUGCGCGUGCACGCGCACUUCAGCGGCCUCAGGUACCUGCUGUACCACUUCCCGCUGACCUCGGCCGUGCUGGGCGUGGCCGGGAAUUGGGCUCUCCUGGCGCUGCUGACGCUCGGGGGGUACCUGCAGUGGGGGAGGGGCUCGCGCCGGCCCCGCCCCGCACAGGAGCGGCGCAGCCAGGGCGGAGCCGAGGGGGAGGGGACAGAUCUUUCAGCCCCCAAAGUUUCGGAGGAGCCCGAAACCGUGGGAACCUCGGAGCCCAGCGCAGAGCCCCCCCUGCUCAGCGCCGCCAACGCCCCCCCCAGGGAGGGGGAGGGGCAGGAGGAGGAGGUCCCUCUCAAGAACCCCCCAAAUCUGCCUCAGUACCCCCAGUCCCCCCCAAAUCUCCCCCCGCAUCAAACCAAAUGA